Nicotiana attenuata is the source of this 3786-nucleotide messenger RNA. Its product is annotated as pentatricopeptide repeat-containing protein At5g01110. The transcript is spliced from 3 exons. NCBI's taxonomy places the organism in Eukaryota, Viridiplantae, Streptophyta, Magnoliopsida, Solanales, Solanaceae. The coding region runs from base 308 to 2488 and encodes 726 amino acids. The record is from RefSeq and is a predicted model, not a curated record. Gene Ontology annotation, molecular function: protein binding.
AAGAACAAACUGGAGUAGAGGAGGAAGAGGAUUAGAGAAGAAGGAGAGAGGAUAUUGGGUGGCUCUUUUUUUUAUUUUCUUUGGUUUUUAAUUUAUUAUCCCCAAUUCUCUCAUUUUUAAUAAUUCUCAUCUGGGCUCUGCUCCAAAUCACUCUCCUUCAAAACAUCAAAAUAGAAGGUGUUUUUACCUCUUUCUUCUCCAAAUAGUUCUUUCAUUUUCCCCUAUUUGCCCUUACCUUAGUUUGGCAAUGGAAAACUAGCAUGUUCCAAGAGCCAAAUAUAUAGUUCCAGACUUCAGUGGCACUACUAUGGCAGUCCCAAAACGCCAAUUUCCCAUGGCAGCAGCACAGGCACAACGCUUACUAUGCCUUCCUAAAUCCACCAUCAGAGGCACAACAACAACUUUUGCUUCACUUCCCACCUCAACCACAACAACCCCACCAUCUGAUGACACCUUUUUAGUCCAGAAAAUUCUAUGGAACCUAAAACAAGGUAAGCCAAUCACCAAUUCAUCACUAUUAUUACAUCGUUUAAACCCAUCUACUUUUCUUGAAGUUCUUGGUAGUUGUCGUGAUAAUUUGCAUUUAGCUCAAAAAUUCAUCAACUUGGUUACUGUAAAUUGUCCUAAUUUCAAGCAUUCCUCGACUUCAUUGAGCACUGUGGUACAUGUGUUGAUUAGGUGUAAGAGGGUAGCUGAUGCACAGGCUUUUAUCCUUAGGAUGAUUAGAAGGAGUGGUGUUUCAAGAAUUGAGAUUGUGGAAUCUUUGGUGUCAACUUAUGGGAUAUCCGGGUCGAAUCCAUAUUCUUUUGAUUUGUUGAUUAGGACUUAUGUACAAGCUAGGAAGAUUAGGGAAGCUGUAGAAGCAUUUAGGUUGUUGCAAAGUAGGAAUCUUUGUGUUUCGAUUAAUGCAUGCAAUGGUCUUCUAGGCGGGCUUGUUAAGAUUGGUUGGGUCGACUUGGCAUGGGAAGUGUAUGGUGAGAUGAGAGGAAGUGACAUUCAGCCAAAUGUAUAUACCCUUAAUAUAAUGGUGAAUGCUUUGUGUAAAGAUGGGAAAAUUGAAAACGCGAAUCCAUUUAUUAAAGAAAUGGAAGAAAAGGGAAUUUUUCCGGAUAUGGUGACUUACAAUACUUUGAUAAAUGCAUAUUGUCACGUGGGGCUUCUGGAAGAAGCCUAUGAUGUGAUAAACUUGAUGAAAGUUACAGGGUUGAGACCGUGUCUUUUGACUUAUAAUUCAAUAAUCAAUGGUUUAUGUAAGAAUGGACAGUACAGGAGAGCAAGGCAACUUUUGGUUGAGAUGGUAGAGAGUGGACUGACCCCUGAUACCGCUAGUUAUAACACUUUGCUUGCUGAGUGCUGUAGAACAGGUAACCUGCAGGAAGCAGAAUCUGUUUUCAAAGAAAUGUCUUGUCGAGCUAUCAUCCCUGAUUUGGUUAGUUAUAGUUCUCUUAUUGGGUUGUUUUCAAGAACGGGUCGUCUCGACUGCUCAUUGGCGUACUAUGAGGAUAUGAAAUCCAAGGGUCUUACACCAGAUAACGUAGUCUACACAAUUCUCAUUGGUGGUUUUUGUAGAAAUGGCUCUAUGAAGGAGGCUAUGAAGAUGCGUGAUGAAAUGCUGGACCAGGGUUUACAUAUGGAUGUGGUGACUUACAAUACCAUAUUGAAUGGAUUAUGCAAAGAAAAGAUGCUUCAUGAAGCUGAUGAUCUUUUCAAUGAGAUGGUGGAAAGAGGUGUAAAUCCUGAUUUUUACACUUUCACUACGCUUAUAAAUGGAUGUUGCAAGUGUAGUAACAUGGACAAAGCACUGACCCUAUUUGAGGCCAUGCUGCUGAGAAACCUCAAGCCUGAUGUUGUGACAUACAACAGCUUGAUUGAUGGAUUUUGUAAGGUUGGUGAUAUGGAAAAAGCUUUCAGCUUAAGGGAUGAGAUGAUCUCUGUGAAUAUUUCUCCUAAUUAUAUUACCUAUAGUAUUCUCAUAAAUGGCUUUUGUAACAAGGGUUGUGUAUCCGAUGCAUUAAGACUAUGGGAUGAGAUGAUUGACCUAGAUAUCAAACCUACUAUUGUGACUUGCAACUCUAUUAUCAAGGGCUAUUGCAGGUCUGGUGAUGCUUCGAGGGCAGAUAAGUUUCUGAACAACAUGCGGUCCCAAAGAAUAUAUCCUGAUUCAGUAACGUACAAUACUCUUCUUGAUGGGUUUAUAAGAGAGGAGAAUAUGGAUAAAGCUUUAGACUUGGUUAAUGAAAUGGGAAAUCGAGGGCUGUCACCUGAUGUGAUUACCUAUAAUACCAUACUGGAUGGUUUCUGUAAAUUUGGUCGAAUGAAGGAAGCCAACAUGCUGUAUAGGAAAAUGGUCGAGAGAGGUAUUAACCCUGACAAAUCCACAUAUACAUCAUUGAUAAAUGGACAUGUCUCUCAGGAUAACUUGAAGGAGGCUUUUCGUUUCCAUGAUGAAAUGUUGCAGAGAGGCUUCGUUCCGGAUGAUAAGUUCUAACCUCCUUGCUGUUUAUGCAAAUGAAGCUUUUGGCUAUCACAUUCUGCCAUUUUGAGAUUUCUGCUUCUUCCUUUUUGCAACUCCCCUUGCUGGUGUACAAUAAAGGGAAUUGCUAGCUAACUGAAAUCUGGGAGACCCUUAUUGGUGCUCAACAAGACAUCUGCCUUCCAAGAGCUGCCUGUUAGUGAGACCAUCAUCCUGGCAAGAGAGCGGUGCUUCUUUUUCAGAGAUGUGCUUUUGGAUGUGAUUUCGGACUUAAGAGGGCCUUUUGGUAGAGCUGUGAUAAAUAUUUCCACCAAGGGACUACUAUGCUGAGACAAGCGCACCAAAACAAUUACGCAUAUGCCUAUCUUCUGUGAACUUGACGUCAAAGGUAUAUGUUAAUGACAUAUGGCUGCCAUUACCUUCUCUUCAUUUGCUAGUUGAUUGUUCUGUUCGUGGUAGUCAUUCAUCAAUGAGCAUGAAAAAGAUUCUAGUGGUAGCUCUCAGAAGUAUGUCAAAGAUCUAGUUGCAGUUGUGUUAUCAAACCAAAUGAGCUUCAUGUCCUGCAUGAUUGACCAUACUAGGAUAGAUGUAUUGAGGACAUAAUUUGCCUUGGAUGAAACUCUAGGUUACAGAUUUUGGGACCACUUCCCGCUCAUUGAGAAAAGAGCAGCCCAGUGCAUUAAGCACCCGCUAUGCGCAGGGUCCGGGAAAGGGCCGGACCACAAAGGGUCUAUUGUACGCUGCCUUACCUUGCUUUUCUGCAAGAGGUUGUUUCCACAGCUCGAACCCGUGACCUCCUGGUCACAUGGCAGCAACUUUACCAGGUACGCCAAGGCUCCCCUUCCCGCUCAUUGAGAAACUGUGGAGAAUAUGCUAUAUAUCGAUAUAUUGCAAAGACAAAGGGUUGUAAUAUGGGAAUAGUGUAAAUAUAAAGUGUUGUUGCAUAUGAAAAAUUGUUGGGUUCUUGGAUUUGGUUUGGAAAAAGUUGAAGAAAAUUUUCAUGGAACUUGUGAGCAAGAAUGUAAAUCUCAUGAACGUGACUUCAAUUUGGUAGCAAUUGGUUGUGGAAGGUGCGGAAGAUUGGAUUUGAUUGUCGGAAUGGAAAUAACUGGUGCUUAGAGCUACUAUCGCAGGAUUUAGAGAAGGUGGCAUUGAAUGGCGCUACUAUCGCAGGAUUUAGAGAAGGUGGCAUUGAAUGAAGAAGAACCUUACACUAUACAAUGGAUAAGACAGAAUCUCCUCUGUUAAUACAGGGCAUGUAACAGUGAAGGGGACAGCAACAUAGUUAAACAGUUGUGGAAUUUUUGUGGCUA